UGUGAGCCUUCUUCCAGUGACUCCACCUGGCAGUGGUAAUCAGCUGUCCAGCUUCUCCUCUAUCCACCGUCUUUUCUGUACCAGCGUGAAGCUGCGGAGCUCAGAAAGACACGACUCCUGCAGCGAGGCCUUAAAACGAGGCGUGUGUGUGUUUUAGGUUGAAGAAAACAGGAGCCACCAUGGAAAACCGCUACACACAGAUUUCCAAAGAGGAUCUGGAAGACCUUAAAGAGGCCUUUGAUAAAAUUGAUAUUGACCAUAGCGGCUAUGUGAGCGACUUCGAGCUCCAGGAGCUGUUCAGAGAAGCCAGCCUCCACCUGCCCGGCUACAAAGUGCGAGAAAUCGUCGAGACCUUCAUCGCCGGAGACACGAACAAAGACGAAAAAAUCAGCUUCAACGAAUUUGUUUCUAUUUACCAAGAGCUGAAGAGUAAGGAGUUCAGCGAGACGUUCAGAAAGCUCCUAACCAGGAAAGUCGGGAUCAACUCCUUUGGAGGCACGUCGGGAGUUUCCUGUGAGGGAACGCAGCACUCCUAUUCAGAGGAGGAGAAAGUAGCUUUUGGUCGAUGGAUCAACAAAGCUUUGGGCAAAGAUCCCGACUGCAACCACCUGCUGCCCAUAAACCCAAACGACGAGAGCCUUUUCGCCUCCCUCCGUGACGGCAUCAUGUUGUGUAAGCUCAUCAACCUGUCCCAGCCUGACACGAUCGAUGAGAGAGUCAUCAACACGAAGAAACUCACCACCUUCACAAGGAGAGAAAACAUUGUUUUGGCCCUGAACUCGGCCUCAGCCAUCGGCUGCACAGUGGUGAGCAUCGACGCCCAUGACCUGAUGGCUGGGAAACCCCACCUGGUCCUGGGACUGCUCUGGCAGAUUAUCAAGGUCGGCCUCUUCGCUGAUAUAGAAAUCACCAGGAACGAAGGCUUGAUUGCCCUCCUGAUGGAAGGAGAAGAGCUGGACCACCUCGUAUCUCUGUCUCCUGAGGAGCUGCUUCUACGAUGGGUCAACUAUCACCUAAUCAACGCAGGAACAGAAACAAUCAGCAACUUCAGUGCUGAUAUCAAGGACUCUAGGGCUUACUUCCACCUGCUGGACCAGAUUUCCCCUCAAGACGAAGACGAAUUCCACAUGGGGAUCAAAAUCAACAUGGCCGGCCUUAGUGAGCGGGAUUUGGAGCGAAGGGCCGAGCUGAUGCUGCAGGAGGCGGCCAAGUUGGACUGCCGGCAGUUUGUUUCUCCUCGCGACGUCACGUCUGGAAACAACAAACUCAACAUGGCCUUUGUGGCCAACUUGUUUAACAUGCAUCCGGGUCUGCACAAGGCUAAGUUUAACCUGGAUGGGGAGCACAUAGAGGCGGAAACCAGGGAGGAGAAAACGUUUCGCAACUGGAUGAACUCUCUGGGUGUUUCUCCACAUGUAUACCAUCUCUAUCGGGAUCUUUGUGAUGGCUUGGUGAUCCUGCAACUUCUAGAAAAAGUCAAAGUGGUAGUGAACUGGAAGAAAGUCAACAAUCCUCCUUAUCCUCAACUGGGGGGAAACAUGAAGAAGCUGGAGAACUGCAACUACGCUGUAAAGUUGAGCAAGGAUGAAGCUAAGUUCUCUCUGGUCGGAGUCGGAGGAGAAAACCUAAACGAGGGGAGUUGCACACACAUCCUGGCUGUGGUCUGGCAGCUGAUGAGAAGGUACUCUGUUAUGGUUCUCUCUGAUUUGGGCAGCGGAGAGAAAGUUGCGGAUCAGUUUAUCCUGAACUGGGUCAACUCCACCCUGAAGGAGAAGCGAAAGGACACACGGAUCAGCAGCUUUAAGGACCAGCUGAUCAGCACCAGUUUGCCAGUGAUCGACCUGAUUGACGCCAUCGCCCCUUCAAUGGUCAAGUGGGACAUGGUAAAGAGAGGAGAAAAGGGAGUCCUGAAGAAGGAUGAGAAAAUCAACAAUGCCAAGUAUGCAAUCUCAUUGGCCCGUAAGAUCGGCGCCCGCGUCUACGCCCUGCCUGAUGAUUUGGUGGAGGUAAAACCUAAAAUGGUGAUGACCGUGUUUGCCUGUCUCAUGGGGCACGACAUGAAGAAAGGCAAAAACUAAAUAGAAAACCAGGGUUUAAAAACGUACAAACAUCCAAUUGCAUUUUUUCUGCAUUUUUACCAUUGUCAUUUUUUUUUCUUUGAGCUUUACCUUUGCUGCAAUCACCAGCCAGUACAAAUCUAUUGGUUAUUCUUUAUUGUGCUUUCUAAUAGUCCUAAACAAUAUUUUGAUUAUUCUCUUGUUUGUAAAACUGUUGUGUUUGUGUAUGAUUUAAAACUUUUUAGCACUUAUUUGCUUAAUACUUAUUAAACCAUUCCUAUCAUAAAGUAUUCACUACCUCUGCAAUUUAAGAUGAACCAGAGGGGUAAACAAAAUAACACGGAAACGCCUUCUUGUAUAGCCUGUGAAUGUCAUGCGUUGAAUAUUGCUGUUGAAUUACUGAAGAUGACAUCUAUUAAAUAUAAAAGUUGA
This is a messenger RNA of Xiphophorus maculatus (southern platyfish), 2489 nucleotides long. It is a transcript of the gene pls1, whose product is annotated as plastin-1. Gene Ontology annotation, molecular function: calcium ion binding; actin filament binding. The record is from RefSeq and is a predicted model, not a curated record. Gene Ontology annotation, biological process: actin filament bundle assembly; actin filament network formation. The transcript has 16 exons. Gene Ontology annotation, cellular component: cytoplasm; actin filament bundle; actin filament. Bases 180 to 2078 code for a protein of 632 amino acids. Lineage: Eukaryota; Metazoa; Chordata; Actinopteri; Cyprinodontiformes; Poeciliidae.